GCGCUGUGUCUCACUUCGCUUUGCCUCGCAAACAAACGCUUUAUGAAGCGCAGUCAGCUUUCUCUGAAAGGCAAGAGCGUCGACUCGUCGCUCUCAUUAUAGCUGUGGAGCUGCACCGAGUAGCUGCAUGUGUUUUCUGAUCCGACGGUGCUGCAGCAAGGAUUUCUCCACAGCUCAUUGUUUUGAAGUUGAAUUGAUUAACUUUCCAAAAGAGACGCGACUAUAAAUAGAGGGGGGGGACAAUGCAAAACAUAAAAGUGUAAUUACAACUGUUUUUUUUUCCUCUCUUUUUUUUUUGCCUCUCAGUCCAAUCGAGCAGUAACACAGGAGAAUACAUCGAGCAUCAAUACUGUGGAUGCUGGUGGACAUAUGAGCAUUAUUUUAGGUGGUUAGUAGUCUGUAGGUGGGCUGGCAGGCACAAGUUGGAGAGCACCGAGAGGAGUUUGCCACACUUCAGAACCAAGGACAGAUCCAAAAAAAACACAACAAUAAAAAACCGCUGGCUGGCAAACAUGCUCAAAGUGAACAACAUCUGGACUCCGCUCGUCACAUGAAGCAGUCCCACGUUGUAUUUGUCGCUUGAGGAAAGGAGACCUGCAGAUACUCACUCGCAAAAAGACAUCUAGUGAUACGAGAGGGAAUAUUGUGCUCAGACAUCUGGGGAGCGAGUGACUCUCUCAGCUGCUGAGUGUGAGCGUGACAGCCUGUCUACAUCAAGGUGGUCCUAAUGAUGUGAUGGAGCCCCGAUAGGACCUACUUUACAACUAAUCAGAGGCUCAUGCAAGCUGAUAAUACAGCUCCCUGUUUAAUACUGAUUGGUUCCCUCUCUCACUGAGAGCAGUGUGAUUGAGCCAACCCACCUCCCUAAUCAAACAUCAUAACAACUCCCGGAAAUAUCAAACAUGUUGAACCCACUGAGAGAAGAUUUGAAAGUAAUCCGCCUCCAGACCCUGUGAACCUCUGCUCGUCUCUACUUCAACCAUCUGAAUCCUACUACCUGAUCCUGCCAUGCUGAGUGUAGUGCUUUGCCCCAGGUCAUUGGCCAGCUCUGCCCAUUAUUGGCCUCUCCACGUGCUCCUGCUGGAGCUGCUGAUACUAGGAGUUCUGCCCAGCAUCUCUAGAUUACCACCCGCGGCCAAACGUGAGAUAAUCUUGGACGGAGACUUGGUGAUUGGAGGCUUGUUCCCGGUGCACCAUAAAGGCGAUGGGAUGGAGGACUGUGGUAAGAUCAACGAGGAGAGAGGGAUCCAGAGAUUGGAAGCCAUGCUGCUGGCACUUGAUGAGAUUAACUCCAGUGAUCACAUUCUUCCCGGGCUCCAGCUGGGGGCCCACAUCCUAGACACCUGCUCGAAGGACACGUAUGCUCUGGAGCAGUCUUUAGAUUUCGUCAGGGCCUCCCUCACCAAGGUGCAAGACCCAGGCUUCAUUUGCCCAGACGGUUCCAGACCCAUCCAAAACGAGGUUCCACUAGCCAUCUCUGGGGUCAUCGGAGGAUCCUACAGUGAUGUUUCCAUUCAGGUGGCCAACCUCCUGCGAUUGUUCCAGAUCCCUCAGAUCAGCUAUGCCUCCACCAGCUCAAAGCUCAGCGAUAAGACCCGCUAUGACUACUUUGCCCGCACUGUGCCCCCUGACUUCUACCAGGCCAAAGCCAUGGCUGAGAUCCUGCGGUACUUCAAUUGGACCUACGUGUCAACAGUGGCAUCAGAGGGGGACUAUGGUGAGACUGGCAUUGACGCCUUCCAGCAGGAGGCCCGCACUCGCCAAAUCUGCAUCGCCACUUCAGCCAAAGUGAGCCGCUCCAUGAACCGCCAGGGGUAUGAUAAUGUGAUCCGCUCUCUGCAGCAGAAGUCCAAUGCCAAGGUGGUCAUCCUAUUCACCCGCAGUGAAGACGCCCGGGAGCUGCUGGUGGCCGCUACUCGCAUGAAUGUCACCUUCACCUGGGUGGCUAGUGAUGGAUGGGGAGCGCAGGAGAGUGUAGUGAGGGGUAGCGAGACUGCAGCAGACAGAGCUUUCACCAUUGAGCUGGCCUCCUACCCAAUUAGAGAGUUUGAAGACUACUUCACCAAGCUGAACCCGUACACCAACACAAGGAACCCAUGGUUCAAAGAGUUCUGGGAGCACCAGUUUGGCUGUAACCUCCAAGAACCCGGCUGCAGUGAACACAGCUUAAGAGAUGGAACCUUUGAGCAGGAGUCGAAGAUCAUGUUUGUGGUAAAUGCAGUCUAUGCCAUGGCCUAUGCUCUGCACAACAUGAGGCAAGCUGUUUGCUCCAACACAUCCAAGGUCUGUGAUGCCAUGAAACCAGGUAACGGCAAAAGGUUCUACAAGGAGUUCAUCUUGAAGACCAAGUUUGAAGCUCCAUUCAGACCUGCAGACACAGAGAACAUGGUGCGCUUUGACUCCUUUGGUGACAGCAUCAGCCGCUACAACAUUUUUCAUUACCACAAAGAAGAUGGGAAGUUCAUCUACAGGAAGGUCGGCUACUGGGACCAGAACCUGACUCUGAACACUUCCCUGGUACCAUGGCCUGGCCUUGUACCACCCACCUCCCAGUGCAGCGACCCAUGCAGGAAGAAUGAAGUGAAGAGUAUGCAGCCCGGAGAUGUGUGCUGCUGGAUCUGUAUCCCCUGCCAGCCCUAUCAGUACUUACAGGAUGAGUUCACCUGUGCUGACUGCAGCUUUGGUCAGUGGCCCCUAGCUAACUUGACUGGCUGCUAUGAUCUACCUGAAGAAUAUAUCCGUUGGGAGGAUGCCUGGGCAAUUGGGCCUGUCACCAUCUCCUGCCUUGGUAUACUGUGUACUUUAUCUGUAGUGGGCCUGUUCUUCAAGAACAAUGAGACGCCUGUGGUUAAAGCAAGUGGACGUGAACUCUCUUACAUCCUUUUAGUGGGAGUGCUGAUGUGCUACCUCAUGACCUUCAUCUACAUCGCCAAACCUUCCACUGCUGUUUGCACCCUACGGCGAUUAGGACUGGGCACCUCAUUCGCAGUGUGUUACUCAGCUCUUCUGACCAAGACCAACCGCAUUGCUCGUAUCUUCAGUGGGGUGAAGGAUGGAGCCCAGCGGCCACGCUUCAUCAGCCCCGCCUCCCAGGUAGCGAUCUGUGGCGCUCUUAUCUCCUGCCAGCUGCUAGUGGCUCUUAUCUGGCUGCUGGUAGAGGUGCCAGGGGUUCGGAAAGAAGUGGGCCCGGAGCGGAGAGAUGUGGUCACCCUCAAGUGCAACAGCAAGGACUCCAGUAUGCUCAUGUCACUUACCUACAAUUGCAUCCUCAUCAUCCUCUGCACUGUCUACGCCUUCAAGACGCGCAAGUGCCCCGAAAACUUCAAUGAGGCCAAGUUCAUUGGGUUCACCAUGUACACCACCUGCAUCAUCUGGCUGGCUUUCCAGCCCAUCUUCUAUGUCACUGCCAGCGACUACAGGGUGCAGACCACCACCAUGUGUAUCUCCGUCAGUCUGAGUGGUUCGGUUGUUCUCGGCUGCCUCUUCGCCCCAAAGGUUCACAUCAUCCUGUUUCAGCCCCAGAAAAACGUGGCCUCACUCAGAGUCACAACUAAUCGCUUCAGUGCCACAGUGUCUGCUUCUGCCUCCGCUCCCAGCUCCAGCUACUCUAAAGGAUCAGCCUCUAACUAUGUGCCAACAGUUUGUAACGGCCGCGAGGUGGUGGACUCUACAACUUCUUCUUUGUGAAAAGCACAUGAGACCAUCCCAUUAUCCAACAUCCUUCUGUUAAAAGCUGUGUAUAGCAGUGCCCACCCCCACCCCACCUUACCCUCCACAUCAUCCAACAUGCUGCAGAGAGAUAACUCUGUCUGGGUAGACUGACUGACUGACUGACUGACUGUGGCAAGGGUAACUCUAACUGUGAAAGCUAAGUGAUGUUCCUACAGCGAGCAGUAUGUAUCAAUUGUAAAGCCUUUUUGUAUAGAUUUAAUAUGCUGUGAUCUCGUUGGUUUACAGAUAGAUGUGAUUAAAUGCACCGUGCCUUGUCCUAAAGAGUCUUGUUGUCAAAUGGGUGCUUGUGAAGCAAUAGUGUUAUACAAAAACAAAAGGCUGUUCUUAUCUUGUCCUUACAGUGCUGUGAAUAUAUCCAAAUGUUGUAGACAUUGACCAAAAAAAAAAAAAAAGAAAAAGAAAUGCUAUGAAAUAAAAUUAGCCCUUCUGUUGAAUAAAAUGUGUGACUAACCAUAGUGAACGUGAUGAAAAGUAGACAAAAUAAAGGACAUGUGUUAAUGUCAACUGGUAUAACAGUGUGUGUGCUUUCCUGUAAUCUAUGUAAAUAAAAUGUUUUUUUUAUAUUAAAAAAUUAAACACCACUGUUUGGGUUCAAACUUGCAAUUCUUGACACUAUUUCAACUAAAGUUGGAAGUUUUUUUCUGCACACAGGAUUUAAUUUUUUCCCUCUUCAAAACCACAUUAACUUACUUAUGUUAUUUUAGUUGAAUCUGAUUAUUUGAUUUCUUCCUCUAAUUUCACCAGUUUAAAAAAAAAUGCAGGCACAGCAUGAUUUAUAAAUUCUGCUCUAAUACAAAGACGUGUACUUGGUGCUCAAUUCUCUAUAAGCUAUAACUGUUGCUGUAACUACUAGUUGAGUAUGUGCAAUUAUACAUGUACAGUGCCUAUAAAAUGUAUUCACCCAAGUUGGACUUUUUCAUCUUUUAUACUGAUCGGAGCAUCCUGAUAUUAAAUUGUAAUAACGUAUCUAUUAACAA
Molecule: messenger RNA, 4709 nt
Organism: Larimichthys crocea (large yellow croaker)
Lineage: Eukaryota; Metazoa; Chordata; Actinopteri; Sciaenidae
Gene: grm2b
Product: glutamate receptor, metabotropic 2b
Exons: 8
Coding region: 1009-3687 (892 amino acids)
Biological process (GO): G protein-coupled receptor signaling pathway
Cellular component (GO): membrane
Molecular function (GO): G protein-coupled receptor activity
Source: RefSeq, a predicted model, not a curated record